UAGUGCACAAAAAUUAACAGGCGCAAAGCGUUAACGUUUAUCGAGACACCCGUGCGAUAUAUCGAUUUGCCAGUGAACCACGUGCAUUAUAUAACCCUACGGCCUACUCCGGAUUUUUGGAGCACUCGCCUGCCAACCGAGAGUAGUUGCGUGUCGGUCGCACGCUUGUGAUUAUUCAGUCGGGGUCGACGUGCAGGAAACAUUUUCCUCGCUCUUACGAAUUUGGAAUUCCGUGUAAAAAACGAACGGAACAUCUUUAAAAAAUUGGUGAAGGACCAAAUUGUUAUAUUAUAAUAUAAGAUAAUAGCAAAGUCGAGACCUCUCCAGCGAAUUCUGAGGAAUUAAUAAAUAAUUGAUAAUAUAAAAAGUGAAAGAGGACCGUUAACAAUAUAAAAGUAAAAUUAAUAAAUAAUUGAUGCAAGAAAUUUCUUGCCGCGAUCGAGCAGUUGCAAGAAAGCCUUCAUCUUAUCCAACAUCUGGAUACGUAGAUAUACUUUACAAUUUUUGCUGCACUCUCGUUAUCAUAAUAAUGCGAUAAAUAAUUAUCAGUCCAAUAUUAUUGCACCCUCUACAAAACGGGGUGAUUAUCGCAGCGAGCCAGCGAGAGACUAACGAGUGAUCGACGACCAGAAGCGUUCGUCGCGUGUGGGAAAUAAUUUGAAAGUACAAACACAUUCUGAGGCAAAUGAGCAAAAUGUUGAGUCAGCGCUUGAGCAACCGGAGAUUACUUGUCGAUCUCCUCGCUUUGAUGUUCGGUCUGGGUGCUUGGAUCGGGGUAAACGGCAUUUACGUACAAUUGCCUCUCAUAGUGCACAUAGCCCCGGAAGGAUGGAGCCUGCCCGCGCACAUGGUGAUGCUGGUGCAAUUUGCCAAUUUAGGUCCUAUACUGUACACCCUGUACAUAAAGUACACCGUUUGGGCAUAUGACAAGUACAUCAUUUAUUCCUUACUGGCCGCGGGAGCGUUCGCCUGUGUCGCACUGAGUUUUCUGUACAGUCAUACUUCGGUCGUGUUCGGCAAAGAGCACUCGACCGCUCUCCUGUCGCUGAUGUUCGUGACCGCCCUCGUUGGAUGCACAAGUUCCGUCCUUUUCAUGCCGUACAUGAGAAACUAUCGUGAGAUUUAUCUAGUGUCGUAUCUCGUGGGAGAGGGACUGAGCGGAUUCGUACCGAGCGCAGUUGCGCUGAUCCAAGGCGUUGGUAAUAAUCCGGGAUGCGUCAACGUUACCAAGCCAGGAUCGAGCCAUCUGGAAUUCGUGCCUGCAGAAUCAGAUCCGAGAUUCUCCUCCCAAAUAUUUUUUAUCUUCAUCGGAACUCUAUUGUGCCUGAGUUUUCUCUCGUUCUUAGGCUUAAACGCGUUGCCUAUAGCACUCGGUGAGAGAGUCAAGCUUCCGAGCAGCAUGGAAAUGUUGCCGACCGACACAACAGCACCGCCGAGCUACAAAACUAAUUCCGGCUGGAAAAUGCCGAAACAUACGUACUAUUAUUUAUUAGUCAUGAUGGCUGUAGUCUGUUUCCUCGGUAACGGUACUCUACCGAGCAUUCAAUCGUACUCCUGUCUACCAUAUGGCAAUGUAGCUUAUCAUUUGACAGUCACGCUAGCUUCCAUAGCUGGUCCAUUGGCCAUGUCUUUAGGUUUCUUCGUAAAUACACCAGAGGUGAAACUCCUGAACAUCCUCACAGCGGCUAUUUUAGCACUUUCCGGCUUUGUUUUAUAUCUGGCCGCGAAAUCGCCUCAUCCUCCCUUGCAACAUUCAUGGGUGGGUGAACUGAUUGUAGUUGUUGCAUGGAUAACGCUAUGCGGUUUAAUUGGAUUCGUAAAAAUGGGCAUUACGACGUUGUAUCGACCCGAUCCUGGACGGGGUCUUUACUACACUGGCGUCGCGACGCAAAUCGGAUCGUUAAUAGGCGCAAUUACCACGUUCAGUUUGGUCAAUUAUGCGAAAGUGUUUGAGUCUUAUUCUCCGUGCGAGUAUCUUAGAGAAAAUUAACUUAGCCCA
This is a messenger RNA of Temnothorax curvispinosus, 1999 nucleotides long. RefSeq names its product solute carrier family 52, riboflavin transporter, member 3-A-like. NCBI's taxonomy places the organism in Eukaryota, Metazoa, Arthropoda, Insecta, Hymenoptera, Formicidae. Gene Ontology annotation, biological process: riboflavin transport. Gene Ontology annotation, cellular component: plasma membrane. Bases 686 to 1990 code for a protein of 434 amino acids. The transcript is spliced from 3 exons. The record is from RefSeq and is a predicted model, not a curated record. Gene Ontology annotation, molecular function: riboflavin transmembrane transporter activity.